GGGCCGGCCGCCGUCAUGGCCGCCGCGGAGGGGCGCUUGGUCCCGGAGGGCCGGGCCAGCCUGGCCGCCUUCCUGCUCGGGGCGUCGGUGGCGGCGCUGCCGCUGCUGCUCUCGGCGCCCCCCGCGCUGCUGGCCGGGCCCGGGCUGCAGGGCCGCGCGGCGCUGGCGCUGCACGUGGCGGGGAUCAACGCGCUGCUGCUGCUGCUCUACCGGCCGCCGCUCUACCGGAUCGCGAUCCGUGCCUGCUUCCUGGGCUUUGCCUUCGGGUGUGGUCUGCUGCUGAGUUUCGGACAAUCCUCCUGGAAGCACUUCGGCUGGUAUAUGUGUUCCUUGUCACUGUUCCAUUAUUCUGAGUAUUUGGUGACAGCGAUCAAUAAUCCCAGAAGUUUGUCCUUGGACUCUUUCCUCCUAAACCACAGUUUUGAGUAUACUCUAGCUGCUCUCUCUUCUUGGAUAGAGUUCACAGUUGAAAAAAUCAUUUAUCCAGAAAUGAAGCACAUCACCUGGCUCAGUACAGUAGGGUUAUUGAUGGUGAUCUUUGGGGAUUGUCUGAGGAAAGCUGCCAUGCUCACAGCUGGCUCCAACUUCAACCAUAUUGUUCAGAAUGAGAAAUCGGAUACUCAUACUUUGGUGACAAGUGGGGUGUAUGGGUGGUUCCGGCACCCGUCUUACGUGGGAUGGUUUUACUGGAGUAUUGGAACACAGGUUUUACUCUGUAAUCCCAUCUGUGUUGUUGGCUACACUUUAGCAUCCUGGAGAUUCUUCAGAGAGCGAAUAGAAGAGGAGGAGUUUACGUUAAUUCACUUCUUUGGAGCGGAGUACCUGGAGUAUAAAAAGAAAGUGCCAUCAGGUCUGCCUUUUAUCAAGGGAGUUAAAGUGGAACUGUAACACGUGAAAAAUCAGACUGACUGAGCAAACACCCAGCUCCAGGCAUCAUAUGGAAAGGAAGUAUGCAUAGCACUAUGUCGUGACAUGCUCUAGGAGUAGCCAGUCUCUGUUUACUGGUCAUCCACUGGAAACUCAUUUUAAAGGCUAGGCAGCUGGAACACCUUGCAAAUAAACUAGAAGCUCAGUCAAGAUAGGAGUCCUUCCUAGAUGCAUAGAGGGAUCUUCUGGAUUAUUUAAUCUAUGGUGAUCCUAAAAUGAAGCAUAAUGCUGGUGAAAAGAUGGCGCACUCUACCUACAGCAGCUGAGUUGCACUGAAAUGUGUUAACAGAUUCUGUUGAACGAGCUAUGCACUUCCUAGUAACUACCAUUGCACUAGAAUGGUGCUGGUUGGAAGCUCAUAUUUCUAUGGUGAAACUUUAAAAUUAAAGCUUUUUGCCCGUAAAAAAGCUUAACAGCACAGCUUUAACCUCUCUGGACCUGACUCCACAAGCCUGCAGUGUGUGGAACUCCCACUGAAGUCAGCGUGGUAAUAUCCUGCUUGGAGGGCUUUCAGAACCCAGCCCUUUAUUUCUGUCUUUUAAAUGCAUGAAUUUACAUACCGUUUUGGGGAUAUGCUUACCUGAAAGACUGGCAGUGCGGCACAAAGCACUGUCUCCUAAUAUAAUGUUAAUAGGGGGCUCUUUCAAUAUUCAAACUUUCUUAAAUCACAAAUAAUCUUUCAUUAAGCAUCAUGAAAGCUCAGAUUGAAAACUUAACUCCAUUGUUGUGUCCAUCAAUUACCUAGUGCCAUGAAUUUAAGUUUCAUUAUCAUGUUGUCAUUUUCCCAUAGCCCUCUUGGCAAGAGUCUGUCCUGUCAAAUUGUAAACUUGCAUCUGUAAAACAGUCUUCAAAAUCAUGCUGCAUUGUGUCCUAUUUAAAUAACUUUAGUUGUUAGUUCUUUCUCUAUUCCUACUUCACUCAGAGAAAUUACAAGUUUGUUCCUGUUUUUGUGAAAUGCGGAGAAAGAACAAUAGCAGGCAGACUUGCAAUAGGCCUUAGGUAGUAAGAUUCUUGCCUGGUUCUAGAAUAUGUCUUGGAUGUUUUAUCUGUACGGGAAACACUUCCAGAAAAUAUGCUAAUGUAGGAAAAUAUUUUUCUGAUUAACUGGUGAUAUUCUAAAUGUUCACCAUUCUGGAAAUGAUUUGUAUUCAGAUUUUGUGGUAUAAUUUAUUUUCUGUUACUAUAUACCAAAGAAGUUCACUGUUUCCUUGAUUCUAGAUAGACUUUCUUGUUGGAAUGAGAAUUGUAUGCUGGCAAGUAAUGGCUUGACUUGAAGUAUUCCCUUAAUUAAGGUACUGUAACAUAGUUCAGGAAAUAGUGCACUGGCAGAAGCUGCUUUUGUAAAGAUGUUGCCAACUUCUGUUGGGUUGUAAUUCAGUAGAGUUCUUUUGUGGUGCUGACGACUAUAUCGAUAGUUUGGAAUGUUUAAGUUUACAAUUGAAAUACCACUGGGAACACACUUUGAUAUUAAAAUGAGGCAUGUACCAAACAAGUUGGAAGUCAAAUUCCUGUAGCCCUGCAUAGGAAGGGAUGUAGGGACAAAUCGUUAAUCUCUUCUCUCUUCCAUCAUGUAAAAGCCUUUUCCUACCCAAGUUAUGCCUUCAAAUUUCAGGGCACCUGAUGCAUUGAAUUCCAGUUAAAAUACCCACUGUUACAGUAAAUCUCCUACUGAAUAUAUUUGUUGCUUGAAGAAAAGGAUAUGAAACUUCAGCAGGGCUGUAUUUGGUUAAUAUUGUCUUUCCUCUGCAUAAUUAUUUGUAAGGACUUGAUUCCUGUUCAGAUUGCUUUUCCUUUGCAAUAGAAGUGCCUCCAAUGUACUUCUGAAAGAGAGUUCUAAAUGUUGCUAUCUGUAGCCAACAUACCUCAGAAGAAAUCUCAAACCAGUUAAAAUCUUAAUACAAACAAGGAUUUUUAACUGCGCUUAUUUUAUUAAGAUGUUUCUCGUAUGAAUUUUUCCAUUGUAUAAAUGUUUCAUAACUAAACCUACUAUUGAUAAUGAUACUGACCUUCUUUGUAAAGCACUUUGACACUGAAAGUUGAAACACAUCGCACUAUAGCUGGCAGUGUAAUUUCCCCUGUUCGUGUACACAUGCUAGCCAUUGCUCUAUGAGAGCUAGUGCAAGUAUAAAUAGCUGUGUAGCCGCGGUAGUAUGAAUAGCAGCAAUGGAGGCACGGCUGAGCCAUGCCGAGUACAAACCUGCCUGGAACUGGUCAGCAUGUACUCUGCAUUGCUCGUGGCAACACGGCUAUUUGUCCUUGCAGUAGCAUUCAUCAAGCUACCAUUAAUAUGUGUAUGUGAGCAGGGGAAUCACACCCCUAGCUUGUAGUAUAGACGUGGCACUAGUACCUAGCAUGUAUGGGCUAAUUAGAAUUCACCUGAAUCAAGAACCGAGAAAUUGCACGCUGAUCACAAAAUGACCCAGCAGAGUAAACUUAAAAAGUGCUCUGGAGUAUGGGGUUUGUUUUGCCAGGUAGUGAAAAAAUAUACUAGGGACUUCGUUUAUUACAUGAAUAAAUUUUUUUUUAGGUCAUACUGUUAGAGCAAUACAGUGAGAAACUACUUGCUUAAUUGUGUGCUAUGUGAGACACUAUGUGGGUCAAAUAUCUCUAACCCUAAACAUUUUAUGCUGCGUUACUACUCUAGUCUUAUUGUCAGAGGCUUGAGCUCACAUUAUCUUUCUCACACUGCUGUUUGAGGUCCCUUGUUAGGAAAAAAAUCCUCUGUUCACCACAGAAGUCUAUGUCUACAACUGCUGGACAACUUUAUCAGAAGGAGAGUUGGCUAGAUUUCACGGGUCUUUCCUCUUGUGUGAACAGUCAUUGUUCACAGUGAGACUUUCAUUCUCUUGUCAGUUUUUGUGCUUCAUUUCGUUGUGUCCAGAAAGCAAACAAUCCAGUAAUUGCUUCAGUGUAAAACUGAGACUUGUGGAUUGCAUAUUGGCUCCUAGCUGCUAAAAUUUACCACUUGAAACUAUUUAGAUAACUUAGUGUGAUGGAGGGGUAUUAAUUAAAUAAAUUAGUCUUAUUCUUUUAUUGGCACUUGUUUGAAAGGGUUGUCUUUUUUUUGACUCUCCAUAAAUGGUAUGCUUUACAUCAUUUCACUUGCCUGGGAUAACAGUUUGCUCAUGUGAAUAUGUAAAGUAUCAUGGGUAUUUUUAAUGCCCGUCACUGAUGACAUCAAUUCUGGUGCCUAGAUACUACAGUUACCCUUUGGGUUUGGGAUAUAUCUACAUGUUCUGAGUCAACACCCAAAUGGAACAUUUGUAGCUAUGUUGGAAGAAGACCUUUUUCAUCUGUGUAGCUGGAGGUUCUGACUAGCACCCACAAAGCCUCAGGUUCUGUUGAAUAAGCCCUUUGUAGGAUGCAUGUUGUCACAGUGAGAAUGCAUUUUCUUUAGAUUGUGUCUAUCAGCAAGAAUAUGAAUGGGCACAGCAAAUGAUUUACUUGGUUGAUGCAGUGGUCAGUGAAAGCACUUUCUUCUCCAAUGACCCGGACAAGAGCUUUCACAAAAAUCAGAUUUGUGCAGGGCAUGUAGGUUCAUCCCAAGUUUGCCCCAAGUCAAUUUAUAUAGCACUAAUGUUCCACUUCUGGAGAUGUGGGAUCUUAGUACUUUAUCCUGUGGUGUAAAUAUCUGGAAUGAUUGCUGCAGCCCUCAUUCCCAAAGGAAAGGUGAGUCAGAAUUCACAAAGAAAUGAAGAUCACCCUUUAGUUCAAAUUGGGUUUUCAAUUUAUUUAUUAAUCAAAAUGGACCCUUUGGCACAUGUUGCAGCACAGAGUCUUUAAAAAAUCAAAGACGUUGUCAAUGAACAACUUCUAGGUCUGUACCCAGUGAGUAAGAACUUCAUUCUGGCCCUCGGUAGGUUCGCACAGUCUCAUGUUGGCAAUUAACUUAUGAAGCCCUGUGGGAAAGGACUUAAACUCAUUACUGCAAACAGUAUGCAGCCUGGGAAAACAUCUUAACCACCAACAAGGUAAGGUACGGGCUACAUAAAAUUCUAUGUAUUUUAAAGCAGUCUACCAAAUUAAACUUGUCAAUCAAUCUGAUUGCUGGCUCACUGACCCUUAUUUACUAACAAGGGUAAAAGGCACUAUCCUGUUGUUCAGGCCAAAAAUUUAGGACUUGUAUGUGCUCAAUAGGUCGCAGAAGUGUUCCAUAGGUUUUUUCAAGUCACCUGCUUAGCUUGUAUUUAAACUAUCCCCUGCAGUGUUUGCAGUUUAAAAUUUGCAAUUUUAAGCUAGUGCAGGAGAACCAGAAAGUGAAACUGACCUCUCCAUUUUUAUUGUCCAAAGGUUUGUGAAGGACAGAGUGAUUAGCAUAAACUGUCAAAAGAAAACUAGAUUAUUGAUAAUGUCAGCUGGGGUGAGGGGUUAGUACGAACACUUUGAGUAUUUAUUCUAAUGUCCGACAAAAAGUAACGUAGUCACUCGGUAAACAACUAAUUCCUAAAACUGUUGCUUUUUGUAAACAUGUUAUGACUUUAGGAAUUUACUUUGCGCUGGUUCCUUGACUUUCAUAUUCUGCUUGUAGCACAGAGUGAGUGUUCUUUUAUGGUCAGGAUACAACUUCCAAAUAAUGGCACAGAGUAACUGUCCAUCUAUUGCACUUUCUUACUGCCUGGAGUAGCUUCUGAUCUCACUGUCUUUAUUUUAUUUGGUAAUUUGUCAUUGGAUUGGAAUAUGAGGAGGAAGUCGCCUCCUGCCUUGAAAACACCUCAACAUUCCUGUUGCAAUAGGAGAUUGUUACCUUGUUAUAUCACAUGAUGUUUGAAGUCUGUUUGUUUGUGCUGAAAAAAACUGUUUACUAGAAUCACUCCACAAUCUAUUUGGGCCUGCUGAGACCAACUGUGUAUUAAAUGAAUGGAGUAGCUCUACCCUUUUUUCUUACAUGAAGAAAUGUUCAUUACAGAUAUUUAAAGGUUCUUUUCUUUUGCGGAUGUUAAGAAUUCUUUCCAUUUAUUAAAUAAAACUAUAAUUGGUUAAAAUAA
This is a messenger RNA of Trachemys scripta elegans, 5912 nucleotides long. It is a transcript of the gene ICMT, whose product is annotated as isoprenylcysteine carboxyl methyltransferase. The record is from RefSeq and is a predicted model, not a curated record. Gene Ontology annotation, cellular component: endoplasmic reticulum; membrane. Gene Ontology annotation, molecular function: protein C-terminal S-isoprenylcysteine carboxyl O-methyltransferase activity. The transcript is spliced from 5 exons. Bases 16 to 888 code for a protein of 290 amino acids. Gene Ontology annotation, biological process: C-terminal protein methylation. Lineage: Eukaryota; Metazoa; Chordata; Testudines; Emydidae.